GGGCCCUGGAGCCAGGUGCACAGCGUAUCGCUCGAGGCCGUCACCGUCCCGCCCCUCCCACCCCAGCUGUCCUGGACCCAGGGGCAGGGAGAGGCUGGACGCCAGGUGCGCCGGACACAGACACGCCUGAGCACAGCUUCCUCCUUUCUGCUCCGGGAAGUGGGCAGCCAGCCCAGGAACCAGUACCACCUGCGCCAUGGGGCUGUCCCGGAAGGAGCAGGUCUUCUUGGCCAUACUGGGGGCCUCGGGGGUCUCGGGCCUCACUGCACUCAUUCUCCUCCUGGUGGAGGCCACCAGCGUGCUCCUGCCCACAGACAUCAAGUUUGGCAUCGUGUUUGAUGCGGGCUCCUCCCACACGUCCCUGUUCCUGUAUCAGUGGCCGGCGGACAAGGAGAAUGGCACUGGUGUGGUCAGCCAGGCCCUGGCCUGCCAGGUGGAAGGGCCUGGAAUCUCCUCCUACACUUCUAACCCUGCACAGGCUGGUGAGAGCCUGCAGGGCUGCCUGGAGGAGGCCCUGGUGCUGAUCCCAGAGGCCCAGCAUCGGAAAACACCCAUGUUCCUGGGGGCCACGGCUGGCAUGAGGUUGCUCAGGCAGAAGAACAGCUCUCAGGCCCGGGACAUCUUUGCAGCAGUCACCCAGGUCCUGGGCCGGUCUCCCGUGGACUUUUGGGGUGCUGAGCUCCUGGCUGGGCAGGACGAAGGUGCCUUUGGUUGGAUCACUGUCAACUACGGCUUGGGGACGCUGGUCAAGUACUCCUUCACUGGAGAAUGGAUCCAGCCUCCGGAGGAGACGCUGGUGGGCGCCCUGGACAUGGGGGGUGCCUCCACCCAGAUCACCUUCGUGCCUGGGGGCCCUAUCUUGGACAAGAGCACCCAGGCCGAUUUUCGCCUCUACGGCUCCAACUACAGCGUCUACACUCACAGCUACCUCUGCUUUGGGCGGGACCAGAUGCUGAGCAGGCUCCUUGUGGGUCUGGUGCAGAGCCGCCCGGCUGCCCUACUCCGUCACCCAUGCUACCUCAGCGGCUACCAGACCACACUGGCCCUGGCCCCACUGUAUGAGUCACCCUGUGUCCACACCACACCCCCCCUGAGCCUCCCCCAGAACCUCACAGUCGAAGGGACAGGCAACCCUGGGGCCUGCGUCUCAGCCAUCCGGGAACUUUUCAACUUCUCCAGCUGCCAGGGCCAGGAGGACUGUGCCUUCGACGGCAUCUACCAGCCCCCGCUGCAGGGCAAGUUCUACGCCUUCUCCAACUUCUACCACACCUUCCACUUCCUGAACCUCACCUCCGGGCAGUCCCUGAGCACGGUCAACACCACCAUCUGGGAGUUUUGCCAGAGGCCCUGGAAACUGGUGGGUGGAGACCAGCUACCCUGGGCAGGACCGCUGGCUGCCAGACUACUGUGCCUCAGGCCUGUACAUCCUCACCCUCCUGCACGAGGGCUACAGGUUCAGCGAGGAGACCUGGCCCAGUCUCGAGUUCCGAAAGCAGGCGGGCGGUGUGGACAUUGGCUGGACACUGGGCUACAUGCUGAACCUGACCGGGAUGAUCCCCGCCGACGCACCGGCUCAGUUGUGGGCAGUGAGCUACGGCGUCUGGGUGGCCAAAGUGGUGUUCAUGGUGCUGACCCUGGUGGCGGUGGUGGGGGCUGCCUUGGUCCAGCUCUUCUGGUUGCAGGACUAGUGGGAGGCGGAGGUGGGCCCCCACAGAGCCCACAGGCAGCUGCGUCCCAGAUGCUAGAGCCUUCCUGAGCCCUGAGCCCUGUGGGGCCUUGCUCUGUGGCUCUGCCCAAGGUCAGGUGACAGCCACCUCCAGGGCACCCUCGGGGUGGUGCUGUCCACAGAGCUGCAUGGCCUCCCCUCCCGGCGUCCCUGGCGCCCGCCCCCUCCCACACUGGGCUUCCAGGGCCUUGGUGCCUUCUGCACACAGGCCGCCAGGAAUCAUGGUGUCUGCAAGCUGUGUGACUGCAGGGCCACAUACUGCCUGCAAAGGGGGCAAGACCACAGAGGCACAGGGGUCCUGCUCCUGACAGGGCCUCAGGAAGGAUGGAGAGGGGCAGAGGGGAGGGAGCUGCCUCAGCUGGAUCCCCGCUCUGCCUGACGCUGCAGGAGUCCAGACCUGGGGGCUUCUCCUGGGCCAGCCCAGCCUCCCACUUGGAGAGUUAUACUGCAGUGAGAGUUGUUUUUAUUAAAAGCAUCAUAUACACAGCA
Messenger RNA from Rhinopithecus roxellana (golden snub-nosed monkey), 2215 nucleotides. It is a transcript of the gene ENTPD8, whose product is annotated as ectonucleoside triphosphate diphosphohydrolase 8. The transcript has 10 exons. Gene Ontology annotation, biological process: nucleoside diphosphate catabolic process. Bases 197 to 1756 code for a protein of 519 amino acids. The record is from RefSeq and is a predicted model, not a curated record. Gene Ontology annotation, molecular function: UDP phosphatase activity; GDP phosphatase activity. NCBI's taxonomy places the organism in Eukaryota, Metazoa, Chordata, Mammalia, Primates, Cercopithecidae. Gene Ontology annotation, cellular component: plasma membrane.